AAAAUGAAGACUAGUCCGGUGCCGGUGGUAGAACACGUGUGCAGUGGUGAAGCGGUUUUCAGUAUCAGACACCUUGUGACUUCAAUACUUUUUGUUGUAUUUGCUCUGGCAUAAUCACUUCAUGCACUAAAGUAGCAUCCCAACUAGAUUUUGAGCUGUAUUCAGUUUUUAAAAUUCACGUAACUUAAUGUGGCACAAAGAAACCUUAGGCAGAACAUCUUUUUUUAUCAAAUAGAGCAAUAAAUUCAAGUCUACCUCCUUGUUUAAAUUCUGACAGGUGUCAGACGUUGAGUGAGUGAGUCAGUGAGUGCUUGGGGUUUAACGUCGUACUCAACAAUUUUUCAGUCAUAUGACGAUGAAGGAAUCAUUAGGGUGCAUGUAUGUGUAAUGUGCCUCCUUGUUGCAGGACGGAUUUCCACCGCUCUUUUAUUUAGUGCUGCUUCACUGAGACGACUUACGGAAGGCAAGUUUGCUAAUUUGUCAUGGAGAUGUUUAAGGGAUGGAAAGCCACAAGUGAAGCAUCUACGACAAUUUAGUCAGUUAAGGCACAAUUUACUGAAGUUAGGGCAAAAUUUCAAAUGUUUUUCAUCAUUAUCAAGAACAUCAGCUAAACAUGGGAUAUUUGAAAGAAUUCCGUUUCUAAAUAGCUUGUCAAAAUUUCAACCUACCCAUAUAGGAUUGGGGACUGGAUUUGUGGGGUACUGGGCCAUAAGACAUGCUAACAGGAGGGGAGUUAUCGUCGAAUGCAAAGCAAAACGAACUCCAAGCCGUCUACUAGAUGACCUUGAAGAGAAAGAGGAACCUCCAUUCUGCUGGAGAGAGUUUUUCAAGUUACUGCUACCAGAUAUCUGGUAUUUAAUAGCUGCAAUAAUAAGUGCCUUGGGAGUUGCAUUGGUUAAUGUUCGAAUUCCUCUUCUGCUGGGAGAUGUGGUAAAUGUUGUGUCAAAGUUCACAGUAGAAACAGCGACAUCAUUCAUGGAUGACAUCAAAAUUCCAGCCUUACACCUCAUCGCUUACUAUGGAAUUCAGGGAGCAUUGACAUUCAGCUAUAUAUCCUUUCUAUCUGUUCUUGGAGAAAGAUUAGCAACUCGACUGAGGACACAACUAUUCCAGGCUCUCAUUCGCCAAGAUGUGGAGUUUUUUGAUGACAAUAAAACUGGAGAACUGAUAGAUCGGUUAACGUCAGAUGUACAAGACUUCAAGAGCUCACUGAAGCUCUGCAUAUCUCAGGGACUCAGAGCCAUUACACAGACAGUGGGUUGUGUUGUGUCGUUACUGCUCAUCUCCCCCAAACUAACGCUUGUAAUGGGGUUGGUUGUACCUGGUGUGAUUGGUGUGGGUACUCUGCUAGGGUCAGGUUUACGCGCUCUCUCACGAUCUUCACAGACACAGGUUGCAAAGUCUACCGCUGUAGCAGAUGAGGCCAUUGGGAAUGUAAGAACAGUGAGAGCAUUUGCCAUGGAGGAAAAAGAAAUUGAAUUAUACGAGAGAGAAGUGCAAGAGGCAUGUCGACUAAACAUCAAGCUUGGGGUGGGGAUAGGGAUCUUCCAGGGCCUCACCAACAUUGCCCUGAAUGGGAUUGUCUUGGGCGUCCUAUUUGCUGGGGGGAACCUGAUGUCCACUCAUGAACUGACCCCUGGGGACCUGAUGUCCUUCAUGGUGGCCACACAAACCAUUGAAAGGUCUCUUGCCCAGCUGUCUCUGUUGUUUGGCCAUGCUGUCAGAGGUUUGAGUGCAGGAUCCCGCGUCUUUGAGCUUACAACGUUGAAACCCAAACUGAAUCUGACUGGAGGAGAAAAAAUACCAUUCCAUUCAAUGUGUGGCAAGAUUGAGUUCAGGAAUGUGAGGUUUUCUUACCCCACUCGCAAGGAACAGGAAGUUCUACAGGGCUUUAGUCUGGAGGUGAAGGGAGGACAAGUGGUGGCCUUGGUUGGCUUGUCAGGGGGAGGAAAAUCGACAGUUGCUGCACUAUUGGAGAGGUUUUAUGACAUCGACCAUGGGGAGAUAACUGUAGAUGGUAAAGAUAUCCGGACACUUGACCCAACAUGGCUAAGGGGAAAAGCUAUAGGAUUCAUAAACCAGGAGCCUGUCCUGUUUGCCACAAGUGUAAUGGAGAAUAUACGUUAUGGACGGCCAGAUGCCACAGAUCAGGAGGUGGUAGAAGCAGCUAGACUUGCCAAUGCUCAUCAGUUCAUCACCAACUUCCCUGAAGGCUACAGCACUGUGCUAGGAGAGCGUGGGGUGACUGUGUCAGGUGGUCAGAAACAGAGGAUUGCUAUAGCAAGAGCCCUCAUCAAAAAUCCAGCCAUUCUCAUCCUUGAUGAGGCCACUAGUGCCCUAGAUGCAGAGUCUGAGCGUAUUGUACAGGAGGCACUUGACAGGGUUAUUCAAGGUAGAACAGUACUGAUCAUUGCCCACAGGCUGAGCACUAUCCGAGAUGCUGACGCUAUUGCUGUGGUGGCCAAAGGCAAGAUUGUAGAGAUGGGAAGUCAUGAGGAUCUGAGGAGGAAGAAGGGUUAUUACUGGGAGUUAAUGCAGAAACAACAUGUAGAGGAGGAAUUAGAACAAGUCUGAGGGAAAUAGGUCAGGUUUAAAGGAAAAUAGGUCAAGUUAAAAGGGAAAUAGGUCCAGUUAAAAGGGAAAUAAGACAAGUCUGAAAGGAACUAGUAAAAGUCUGGAAGGAACUUAAUAGUGAUCAGUAAACGUUUUCAGUAAUUGUGCACAACAUUGUAGAACAUGACUCCUGUCUUUCUUGACCAUUCAAUCAUAGAUUUUUAUGGAGAUCUUGUACAGUAUACAUACAUACAUACAUGGAGACUGUGAUACAUAUAGGAUUAGUUUUAGGCUGAAUUAUACCCUCAGGAAGAACCUGAAUUUUUGUGUGCCCAUUAUCAUGUAGAAUUUUGUAUUAUUCAUUUGUUAGUAAUACCCAUUUUGUGCACAUAAUUGACAAAUAU
Messenger RNA from Liolophura sinensis, 2957 nucleotides. RefSeq names its product mitochondrial potassium channel ATP-binding subunit-like. The transcript is spliced from 18 exons. The record is from RefSeq and is a predicted model, not a curated record. Gene Ontology annotation, biological process: oligopeptide export from mitochondrion. Gene Ontology annotation, cellular component: mitochondrial inner membrane. Gene Ontology annotation, molecular function: ABC-type oligopeptide transporter activity; ATP hydrolysis activity; ATP binding. NCBI's taxonomy places the organism in Eukaryota, Metazoa, Mollusca, Polyplacophora, Chitonida, Chitonidae. The coding region runs from base 388 to 2574 and encodes 728 amino acids.